This is a messenger RNA of Aphis gossypii (cotton aphid), 957 nucleotides long. RefSeq lists its product as uncharacterized. The record is from RefSeq and is a predicted model, not a curated record. NCBI's taxonomy places the organism in Eukaryota, Metazoa, Arthropoda, Insecta, Hemiptera, Aphididae. Bases 1 to 957 code for a protein of 318 amino acids. The transcript has a single exon.
AUGACACAAGAGUCGCUUAAUGACUUGAACACAUUCGUAGGAACGUUCAGUGAAUCCCUCUCAUUAUUAGACGCGCUAAAAAUACCAGACACUGGGUCUUUUAUUUUAUUUUCUAUAGCUUUUCGAUGUCUACCUGUUUCUACCCGCAAAUUAUUUGAGGCGAAUAGUUCAACCGAUUACCCGUCGAUAGGACAAUUAUUAGACUUUCUCCGGUCCCGAGUGGCCAUUCUCGAAGUCGUGGGCGAAUCUCACAAGAGUAGUCAUAAUAAUGCGUCGUUCAAGUCGACAGGUCAGUUCCGAACGGGGGGAGAGUACACAGGAAAGCCUCGGUUGACGUCUUUAGUCACAUCCCGAUCAAAUAGUACGUGUCCAUGCUGUGCGGGUUCGCACGCACUAACAUCGUGUUCGCGGUUCAAAAAUUGGGGUCCCGACGAGCGCUCUCGAUGGACGCUCGAGAAGAAAUUAUGCUUUAAUUGCUUUAGUGACGAACAUUGGGCUCCCGAGUGUAAUGUUAAAUCGAGUUGUCAGAACUGCACACGUAAACACCAUUCGCUCCUUCAUCAUACGUCGUCCAGUAGAGAUCGCGAUGUUCGAAACGAGUCGCCGGCCGCCGAAGCGUCGUUAUGUGCGUCCGUGCCGCGUCCCCUGCCACAUAAGGCGUCGUCUAUAAUUUUAGGUACCGCGCUGGUGCAUAUGCGCGAUCGUUCCGGGUCGUGGCAAACAAUGCGCGCAUUGAUAGAUUGCGCGUCGCAGAUAAGCGCCGUUACAAUUGCGUGUGCCGAUCGGUUAGGCCUUAAGCGUUCCCGUUGGACAGCCCCGAUAACCGGUCUAUCUGGGGUUCCCGUAGUAAAUGUCCAAGGUCGCGUUGAGUGUAACGUACAGCCGCGGUUUGCGUCCGAACCUGUGCUCUCUAUAAAUGCGUGGGUUUUGCCCGCCAUAACGAGUGACUUACCCUGA